Molecule: messenger RNA, 1278 nt
Organism: Sander lucioperca (pikeperch)
Lineage: Eukaryota; Metazoa; Chordata; Actinopteri; Perciformes; Percidae
Product: calretinin-like
Exons: 11
Coding region: 164-988 (274 amino acids)
Biological process (GO): regulation of long-term synaptic potentiation; regulation of presynaptic cytosolic calcium ion concentration
Cellular component (GO): synapse; dendrite; terminal bouton
Molecular function (GO): calcium ion binding
Source: RefSeq, a predicted model, not a curated record
CGCUGAAUGCGCCCCCGUGUGGCGGGUAGGAGAAGCGCGGACGCCACGGGGAGUUUAAAAGCCUCAGCUGAGGAGGAGCUGUCCACUGUACUGAGGAGCUCUACGCUGGGAAAAGUUUAUCUCUACUAUUACACUCGACUAAAAGGAGGGAGAAACAGCAGAGAUGGCAACUCAAGCACAGCAGCCGCCCCACCUGGACCUGGCUGAGAUCACCGCGGCGCAGUUUAUCGACAUCUGGAAACAUUUUGAUGCAGACGGAAACGGCUACAUCGAAGGGACCGAGCUGGAGAACUUCUUCAAAGAGCUGGAGACAGCAAGACGGGGAGCAGGCGUGGAUCCUACACAUGCUGUUUUCAAAGAAAAGAUGAAAGAGUUCAUGGCCAACUUUGACAAGAACGCUGAUGGGAGAAUUGAGAUGUCAGAGUUGGCUCAGCUUCUGCCCACAGAGGAAAACUUCCUGCUCUGUUUCAGAGAGUUUGUGGGAUCCAGCGCAGCGUUUAUGGCUGCCUGGAGGAGGUAUGACACCGACCGAAGUGGAUACAUUGAGUCGAAUGAGCUGAAGGGUUUCCUGUCAGACCUGCUGAAGAAGGCUAACAGAAACUAUGAUGACAAGAAGCUCAAUGAGUACACACAGACAAUUCUGAGGAUGUUUGAUCUUAAUGGUGAUGGUAAACUCGGCCUCUCUGAGAUGGCGAGGCUCUUGCCGGUCCAGGAGAACUUCCUGCUGACGUUCGAGGGCAUCAGGCUCACAGUUAAAGAAUUUGACUCCCUUUUCACCUUCUAUGACAAGGAUGGUAAUGGAUAUAUUGAUGAGCAGGAGCUGGAUGCUUUGCUGAAGGACCUCUGUGACAAGAACAAAAUGGACGUGGACCCUGUGGACUCAAAAGGACUGCUGGGGUACAAGAAGAGCAUCAUGGCUCUGUCUGACGGAGGGAAACUGUACCGCACCGAGCUGGAGAUCGUCCUCUGCCGGGACUCCACGCUGUGAGCUCCCUGCCUGGAACUCUGCCAUCCUCCCCUAUGGCCUCCUCCUUGCUACCUCCUGAUGUAACCUGGUGCAUGUGUGACCCUUAACCUCGCUACACCACUUAGAGUGAAAACAAAAGUGCUUCUGAGCACAAAGUGUACCGCUGACCCUGCUAUUUCAGCUUUAAACCCCUCUGAGGUAUUCUUCUUUUGUUGAAUCUAACGGUUUCAUAGUUAGACAGCCAUAGCCAAUUACUACGGGAAUAUAAUGUGUAUUUAUUUAUUUGACUUACUGUUUUUAAUAUGCUUUUU